CAAUCGUUCCAUUUUAUUCCUUCAUCCCCUAUUUUUGUCUAUCUACAACUCGAACUUCUGGUCAGAGUUGGACCAACUGGACUCAUGAUUUAGCCCACACGUUUGUCAAAGUACUUCCUUUUUCUUUCUCUGGGUGUGGGGGUUGUGGGGUGGGGGAUGGGGUUUACAACUUGAUAUUUAGUAAGAUGGACCAAUAUGAAUAACGACAAAACACUUUGCUGACUAAGAGUUAACUUCUGAAAAUGAACCCCUACCUGCCACCCCAGGCCAGUCCCCUAAAACUAAUAGUACCUCUACAACCUGCCAUAGAAAUUCCAUCAAGAACAUUCUCUGACUACUUAGAGAGCUCCAAGAAAACAGCCAACAGAAACUCUGCCGUGCAUUUCAUCAACAUGAAAUGCACCAGUACUGGUCGUAGUUGCUUGUUGUGCAGUACCAUGGAAGAUAAAGAUCCAUCACUACGAAAAAUAUUAAUAGCUCAACGCUUCAAAGAUUUGCAUCUCAUAGAAGAUAUGGAACUUGUUCCCACCUUAAGAUGCCUUUGGAAUAUUGCUCUGGCUCAACCUGAUGAUCCUGAAUUCCCGUCCCUCGGUGUCUUUAAUUGCAUGGCUAAACUUCUCAGCAGGUGCACCCGUGACCAAAAAUGGCUUUCAAGAGGCAAAAACGUGUAUGUUCCUUAUUAUGCAGCUCACGUUAUUGGCUCCUACACCAUGAACAAAGCUAGAUUCUCUGUUUUGGCUGUUAAAUCAGGCGUGAUUUCGCCACUAAUAGAGUUAUUAAGAGGUAAGAUAACUUGGGUCGAGCAAAGAGUGGCGGUUAGAGCACUUGGCCACAUUGCGCGACAUAGAAGGACAUUUGAAGACAUUAAGGUCCAUGAACUGGAGAUUAUAAAACUGACCAUGGACAUAGCUUCCAAAUGCAUUUAUACAAUCUGUAGUGAGUUUGUGGGCAAGAAAAGUGAAGACAGAGUCGAAUAUCAUUGCUAUUUGAUGACAAAAGGACUCGGAGAAUUGGAAAUGGGGAAUAAAAAAGCAGAGUCUUGGGCUUGCCAAAUGCAAUGUUGGUCUCUCUACCUUCUCAAUUGCUUCGUUAGAAAGAAACGAAGCAUAAACUUGAUAUGCAAAGAAGAAUUUCUCAAGAAUUUGUGUGAUAUAUGGGGUGGAUUACAGAACCAAACUUCUUUCUCCGGCAUUGGCCUAAUCAGAAGUCUCUGUGACAGUGAAGAUGGCCGAAAAAACAUAGCUCAAUUCAAAGAAGUUGUAGUCAAUAUCUGCAACUUAUCGAGGUCAUCAGACGAAAGGCAAUACGUGGCAAUUGAAAGUCUUUUGUCACUUCUCAAGGAUCCAAAAACAAGGAACACAGUGACAAAUAUUGCUGCUCCUUUUCUUGCUGAUUUAGUAGAGCUUAGAACUAUCAAAGGAAGACGAAAAGUGGGUGACAUGAUAACACAAGUACUCUUGCAAGAUUAUGCUAAAAUCAAAUAUGGUUUUCCGAGGUUCUACGAAGAAGGAUCACAAAAAGCAAUCGAAGAGAUUUGGGACUUAAAGGUGGAAAAACGGAAGAGGGAUAAAAUCAUGUCCGAACGAGAAGUGAAGGAAAUGGAGCUUUUGGGUUCCAUUUUAAAAAGUGAGGGAAACAAGAAAUUUUGGUCAACUGAGAUUGAAGCAGCUGUUAAAGAGUACACAAAGGCUUUAGAUUUGUGUCCACUAAAAUUAAGAAAAGAAAGGAUUGUUCUUUAUAGCAAUAGAGCUCAAUGUAAUUUAGUUUUAGGAGAAGCAGAUUUAGCUAUUAGUGAUACAACUCGAGCGUUAUGCUUAUCAGGUGAAAUAAGGCCUCAUGUAAAGAGCCUGUGGCGAAGAUCGCAGGCUUAUGACAUGAAAGGAUUGGCCAGACUAAGUUUAAUGGAUUGUUUGAUGUUCAUCAAUGAACGAAGCAAGUUGUAUGGAAACAGAAGCAGCAGAAGGAAAAUCCCAUACUAUGCAAUGCGCCUGUUGAACAAGCAGAUGACAGCCACGUGGACUUUUGCGGGUGCUGCAAAGUCCAAGGCAGAUGACAUUGAUGAUGAUGGAACUCGUACAUCCAGGGUCCAGCAUGGCUUUGCAGGUGGAAAAACGAAAGGGACAAUAGAAGAGGCGCUACUGAAAAGCAUGCCAACCAAGGGGAAAGACAAGGAGCAGCGGCUCUGGAAAAAGGUAUCGAUAUGGAGAACAAGCCGGAGAAGCAAAGGCGUUAUUGAACCAAUACUGAAGAGUAUCAAACGACGGAAAAAUGUAAAAGUACAAGAAAAAUGUGAUAGCAUGGUUAAAGAUUUAGAAACUUUUAAGUUCAUAUAAGGAUCUUUAAUCAUGUCGGAAUAAGAUCUUGCUAUCUUUUGUUCACAAAGGAUGCUAGAGCCAUUUAAGAAGGAAAUACUGUCCCAAACAGUUAGAUUCUGGAGCAGCUUAUGUCCAAAUGUGGAAUUAAAAAUAUUCCCCAGCUAGAUCGUCUAGUGUCCACUGGAUCAUCCUGUUUGCCUUUCUUGUCAAUUGUUAAACGACAUAAGCUUGAGUUUUUUUGGACAAGAUACUAAUCAUUGUUUCCCCUUUUCUAUGUGGAAACAAAAUAAACUUUGGAAGUUAAUCAUAUUUGGGUAUUUCUUACUAAAGAGUGAAGGAAAGAUAUGAAUUUGUUCAUCUUAUCAGUCCCUUUCAGACGGUACACUUUUUGGUUUGA
This is a messenger RNA of Capsicum annuum, 2712 nucleotides long. RefSeq lists its product as uncharacterized. The transcript is spliced from 2 exons. NCBI's taxonomy places the organism in Eukaryota, Viridiplantae, Streptophyta, Magnoliopsida, Solanales, Solanaceae. The record is from RefSeq and is a predicted model, not a curated record. The coding region runs from base 243 to 2333 and encodes 696 amino acids. Gene Ontology annotation, molecular function: protein binding.